AUGGAACCACCUUCUCGAUUGGAAUUUUCAAAUUCAUCAGGAGGGUGGGUUGAUUGUUCUGCCUCCGGAAGUCCACAGCCAACAAUUGACUGGUUGUCAAUUGAUGGCACUUCAAUAGGAGACGUCGGAGGUAUCCGACGAGUUCUUCGUAAUGGGACAUUAGUCUUACUCCCAUUCCCUGCGGCAGCUUAUAGACAAGACAUACACAGUACGAUUUAUCGGUGUGUAGCAAAUAAUCGCGUAGGAAGAAUAAUAUCACGAGAUGUUCAAGUGCGAGCGGUUGUAGCACAAUCGUACAAAGUAGAUGUUGAACUAUUGGCAGCGUCGAGAGGUUGUACAGCAAUACUAAGAUGUGUUUUGCCUAGUUUUGUCAAGGAUUUAGUUAGAGUUGUAUCUUGGGUACAAGAGCCAUCCUUUUUCAUAUAUCCAUCAUUACAAGGAGAUGGAAAAUAUCAUUUACUGCCGAGUGGAGAACUUUUGAUACAUAAUUUAGAUAACAGUGAUAGAUUUGCAUCUUACCGUUGCCGCACAAUGCACAAAUUAACACGUCACGUUGUUAUAAGUAAUUCCGCGAAAAUUCGUUUAAAUGGUUUGUACUGUGAUCAUCGAGGAAUUAUAUCUCCAAGUAUAGUUGAACAUUCAGCGGUAGUUUCAGUUUCACAAGAUGAAGGUGCAGUGUUGCUUUGUGUAGCACAAGGUUGUCCAUCAGUUGAAUACAGAUGGUACACAAACAAUGGUCCGGAACCUAUGCCUGUUAUAAGUGGACCUAGAAUACGUUUACUAGGACCUGUAUUAGCUAUUGAGGCUGUCACAUUAGAAGAUGCUGGAACAUACAAAUGUUCAGCUUCGAAUUCUGGAGGGGAAGCGAGUGCUGAAUUAAAAUUAUCGGUUUCAACUCCAAUCCAGGUGGAAAUUUCACCUAACGUUCUUAGUGUCAACAUGGGUGGAACAACAGAGUUUCGAUGCAUUGUGACGAGUAAUGGAAUACCUGUGACUGCACAACAAAUAACAUGGUUUAAAGAUGGCCGCCAGCUACCGACCUCUGGAAGAAAUGGAGAUACAUUGUUGCUUUCAUCAGUGGGAAGAGAAGACAAAGGAAUGUAUCAAUGUGUCGUUCGAAGACAAGAAGGCGAUACAUUUCAAGCUUCUGCUGAACUCCAGUUGGGAGACGCUCCACCUGUUUUAAUGUAUAGUUUUAUUGAACAAACGCUGCAGCCUGGACCUCCCGUUUCGUUGAAAUGUUCAGCAACAGGAAAUCCAACACCUGAAGUGACUUGGGAGUUAGAUGGAUUUCCUUUACCAUCAAAUGGAAGAUUCAUGAUUGGGCAGUAUGUGACACCGCAUGGAGAUGUAAUUGCACAUGUGAACAUUACUCACGUUAUGGUUGAAGAUGGAGGUGAAUACGCAUGUAUUGUUGAAAAUCGUGCAGGCAAGACAAGUCACUCUGCGAAAUUAAAUGUUUAUGGACUUCCGUACAUUCGUUUGAUACCCAAAGUCACUGCAGUUGCUGGAGAAACUCUUCAUCUUAAAUGCCCAGUUGCUGGAUAUCCAAUCGAAGAGAUUCACUGGGAGCGAAGUGGAAGAGAACUUCCCGAAGAUAUUCGACAGAAAGUUCAGACCGAUGGAACUUUAAUGAUCCAUCCCGUUCAGAAAAAAGAUGAUUCCGGAGUAUACACAUGUUGGGCCCGAAAUAAACAAGGCCAAAGUGCUCGACGCAGUGGAGAAGUCAAUGUCAUAGUUCCACCUAAAAUAAAUCCAUUUCAUUCGUCAACUAUUUUAUUAAAUGUUGGCGAUCGGGCUUCAAUAACUUGUUCCAUUAUAAAAGGCGAUACUCCACUAAGCGUAAAAUGGUUAAAAAAUGGAAUUUUCAUUGAUCCUAGCCAACGAAUAUCGAUAACACAAGUGGAUCAAUACAAUUCUAUUCUCGUUAUUGAACAUUUAUCGGCAUCUCAUUCUGGAAACUAUUCUUGUGUUGUUAGCAAUCCCGCAGCUGAGGUGGAGAGUACACAAGCUUUAUUAGUAAAUGUGAUUCAACCAUUUUCAUUCCAAGAUGGUUUAGCUGAAGGCAUGAGAACUAGAACUAUUUGUGGAGUUUCUCGAGGCGACCCGCCUCUACAAUUAAACUGGUUAAAAGACGGUCAAACUCUAAUGCCAGCACUAGGUGCAAAUGUGUCUUCACUUGAUCCAUUUACAUCUAUUUUAAGUAUAACGUCUCUUUCUCACUCGCAUUCUGGGGAAUAUACAUGCGUAGCUAGUAAUCAAGCGUCAGAAGUUAAGCAUACAGCAUUAUUGCAAGUAAAAGGUAACGUAGUUCCACCAAGAUGGAAAAUAGAGCCAAAAGACGUAAAUGUUGAACGUAAUCAACAUGUUACGCUUAACUGCCAAGCAGAUGGUGUCCCCAUUCCAACAAUUAUAUGGAAAAAAGCAACCGGAAGUAAAUCUGGGGACUAUGAAGAAAUUAGAGAAAAGCCUUACACAAAGUUACUUUCGAAUGGUUCACUUUUGCUUCAACAUGUAAAAGAAGACCGUGAAGGGUUUUAUAUUUGUACAGCUAAUAAUGGCAUUGGUACAGGCAUAGGAAAAGUUAUUCAAUUAAAAGUGAAUUCACCGCCAUACUUUGCAACUCCUUCUCGAAUGGUGAAUGUUAAAAAGGGCGAUACUGCUGUAUUACAAUGUGAAGUGAAUGGUGAUAAGCCUAUCAAUAUUGUGUGGUUGCUUGGAGGAAAAUAUGAAAUUAAUCCUUCUACGAAUUAUCGAGUUUCAAUAAAACAAGAUGCAACUCCCGAAGGAAUUUCCGCUGAAGUUCAAAUCAACCAUGUUGAAAGUUCAGAUUCUGGCCAAUACUUUUGUCAGGCUAGUAAUCUUUAUGGUCGUGAUCAACAGCUUGUGCAAUUACAAGUGCAAGAACCACCACAGCCACCUUCGUUAUUAGAAACAUCAAUAGUCUCCAGUCGAUCCAUAAGUAUCAAGUGGCAACCAAGAGGUGGAGAUGCAGCUGAAGUCACGAAAUAUAUUGUUGAGUAUCGAGAAAUUGCCCGCCAGUGGCAAUAUUUAGAAAUAUCCGAUCCACCUCAAUACACCGCUGUUAUUGAUAAUUUAAAACCAGCAACAAAAUAUGCAUUUCGUGUCAUUGCUGCAGGGCCUGCUGGCAAAAGCAUUCCAAGUCAAGAGCUUAUCAUCAAAACUGAACCACAACGACCAACUGGUACACCUUUAAGCUUAUCAGCAAGACCAAUUUCAUCAACAGAAAUUCUAAUUAAUUGGCUUCCACCUCUUUUUGAGUUGCGACAUGGAGAAAUUCAGGGAUACAACAUUGGCUAUAAAAUGACCACAGCACAGUCAAAUGUUUAUAACUUUUCAUCUACAUCAGGAGAUGGUGAAGAAGGAACUGGUGAAAUGAUUCUAGCUGGCUUAUCAAAAUACACAAGAUACACCAUUGUUGCUCAAGCUUUUAAUCAAAUUGGCCUCGGCCCCUUAUCUGAACCUGUAUCUGCUCAAACAAUGGAAGAUGUUCCAAGUAAACCACCAAAUGAUUUAAGAUGUGUUGCAUUGACUUCAACAUCAUUACAAGUUUCUUGGCAACCACCGCCAGUAAAUCAUCAAAACGGACUUUUGCUAGGAUAUAAAAUUUCAUCUGAACCAAUGGCUGAUAUAAGUGAAAAUGACGAUAUGGAUACAAGGAAGACAACAGCUCUAACAAUAGUUUUAACAUCGCUUAAAAAGUUUUGCAACUACAGUGUUCAAGUUCUUGCUUAUUCUCGAAUGGGUGACGGUGUCAUAUCUCAACCAAUUUUCUGUCAUACAGAAGAAGAUGCCCCAGAAGCACCGAGUGAUAUUAAAGUGGUUGUGAGCUCAUCAAAUUCACUUUACAUCUCAUGGCUUGAGCCAAAAGAUCCAAACGGUAUCAUAACAAAAUAUAAUCUUUAUUCACGCCAAGUUAAUGGCCGAGAAGAAAUGAAUAAUGAUAAACGCGUUCUACCAUCACAACAAACUUAUUUUGAAGCAACAGGGCUUCAAGCACACACGGAAUAUCAGUUUUGGAUCACUGCAUCGACACGUGUUGGUGAAGGGAAAAGUUCAAGGGUUGCAUCACAAAUCAUUUCGAAUAGAGUAGCAGCUAGAAUCAUAUCAUUUGGUGGGCCAAUAAUUCGACCGUGGAAGACUUCAGCUUCACUUCAUUGUCUUGCUGUUGGAAAACCAAGACGAGAAUGGUUCAAAAAUGAUGUCCCAUUGAAAUCAAUUGUAUUUUAUAACGGUCAGGUUCAAGAUUCAGGUGAACUUUUUAUAGCGAAUCUUCAAGUGUCUGAUUCAGGAAAUUUCACAUGCCAAGUUGAAAACGGAAUUGGUUCAGACAGAGUGACGUAUAGCGUAAUAGUUCAAGUUCCACCUUCACCACCUGUUCUCUAUGUAACAAGCGCUACUGCCACUAGUAUUUUAAUGCAUUGGAAAAAUAGUGCAAAUGGAAAUGCUCCAAUUGUUGCUUACACAUUACAUUUUAAAAGAUCUCAUGGAAGUAUUGAAGAGAAGCAUUUGUCACGUCACGCAUCAAGUCACGAGUUGAAGGAUUUGAAAUGUGGAAGUACUUACAACAUAUACUUAACAUCACAUAAUAAAAUUGGAUCAAGUUUGCCAAGCACAACUCUUCACGUCAAAACACAAGGACAAGCACCAGGAAUUCCUAUUCCUCAGCAAUUAAUAUUUCCCAAUUCUUCUUCAGUUCUUCUUCGACUUAACGCAUGGCCCGACAACGGUUGUCCUAUUUUAUAUUUCGUCCUUCAAUACAGAAUAAUCUCUGAUGAUGGUGAAGAUCAAUGGACAUUAGUGUCAAAUGCUUUGAAACCUCAAAGACGAUUUACUAUAUCAAGUCUUAAGCCUUCUACAUUAUAUCAAUUGAAAAUAGAAGCUCAUAAUGUUGCAGGUUCAACAACACAAGAUUUCACUUUUGUAACGCUCACCAUACACGGAGAUUCACCUCCGAUUGAUAUUGAACAAAGAAGAAAUAGGUCGAAAUAUUCUUUAAGCGAUCCUAGAAUAAUUAUUUCAGUCAUCAUCCUAGUUACAGUCAUUAUCUGCUUGAGUGCUAUUUUUAUUGUCUGCUUCAAAUACCGCCAAAGAAAAAAGCAUAGAAAAGAAGCUGAAGAUACUUUGAAGAAGGCGGAAAUUCAACGUGAUCGCUACUAUGCAACAAUACACAAAGUUUCUCUUCAUGGUGACAAAAUUCCAGAAUCAUCCGAAGAUAUCAGCCCAUAUGCAACCUUUCAGUUGUCAGAAGCUAGCACUUUGGCGCAACCUCAACAUCCUGGAACGGCGAAUACACUUUUACAUUCAUUUAUGUACCAUGAACGUGCUAUGACCGAAGGAUGUGCAUCUCAACCACCACAAGUGUUGAGAUCACUUCAUAGCCAAUCGCCUUAUUAUAAUAUUACAUCAAAAGGAAAACGUCGACAUUCUAGAAAGGAUCCUGAUAGUGAAGAAUCUGAAUCCGAUCCCGAUCAGCUCACAUCGAGUCGAACUGAAUCUUCCAAUCAAUUGGAAACUAAAUUGAAGCAUAGAACUGUUCCUUCGAAAGGUAUCAUUUACCAUGGAGCACAAUCUUCAACAUCUUCCGAUCUAUCACCGCCUAUGUCAGACGCACAAAAAUCUAUAUCACGUCGUGGCAGAACAAGGUAUCACCUUCAUCAUAUAAACACUAACACUACACCAAGGCAUAAUAAAACAAAAACUACAUUAAACAGCCCAUUAUCUUCCCCACGUAACAGUUGUAGUAUAUUUUCAUCGAACAGUAGUCAAAUAGUUGCUAAUAGUAAUCAAAAUAGCAUGCCUUCAUCCCAAUUUCGUCCAAUUCAUAAUACCAGAACUAUUAAUCUUACUAAAAUAAUUCCGAAUUAA
Messenger RNA from Clunio marinus, 5889 nucleotides. Lineage: Eukaryota; Metazoa; Arthropoda; Insecta; Diptera; Chironomidae. The record is from the annotation of a GenBank genome assembly.